UCCAGAGAGAGAGAGAGAGAGAGAGAGAAUGGAGGGUUUGAAAAGUAGAGUUAGGUGGUUGAUGAUUUUGAUGGUGAUGAUUAGAAUGCUGCAUGUUGAUUGCAGGCAGCCUGUGCUUCAUAAAGUUGGAGGGGGAAGGUUCACUUGGGCUCCCAAUAUUAACUUCACAGAGUGGUCUAGUCACGAGAACUUCUAUGUGGGUGAUUGGCUUUAUUUUGGGUUUGAUAAGUAUACCUACAAUGUUCUUGAGGUGAACAAGACUAGCUAUGAUAAUUGCAUUGACAAAGAUUUCAUAUAUAAUGUUACAAGAGGCGGGCGGGACGUGUAUAACUUGACGGAGGCGAAUACAUAUUUCUUUCUCAGCAGCCGAGGUUACUGCUUUGAGGGAAUGAAGGUGGCUGUUCAAGUUCGGGAAGUCCCACCAGAACCACUUCUGCUUAACCAUGGUUUUCGAUCAUACGUCUACAUUCAUGCUAUUCUACUAGCAACACUUGCCACUGCUUGUGCAUGCAUACUUCCCUUCUAGUUAAAUGACAUUACCAGCAUGCAUGAGUUGAGGUAGUGGGAACAAAUAUACUAGAGCCUAGCUAGCCUCUGAUAUUGUAGAUUUAAUGGUUCUCAAAACUCUAGUUAUUUAGCUCUAUGCAAAGCCACUGCACUACUUUGCAUCUAAAGAGAACACGAGUAAGGAAUGAUAUUCAAAAUAAGGCAAAGCUAUCUAAGAUGUACCCCAAACCACACAAAGAAGCUGCUACUUUCAAUCUUCGCAUCAAUAACCUACUUUCUCAUGCCCCGAUUGGCUAGCACAGAGCUUAAAGCAUAAAUUUCAACU
Messenger RNA from Prunus avium (sweet cherry), 832 nucleotides. The record is from RefSeq and is a predicted model, not a curated record. NCBI's taxonomy places the organism in Eukaryota, Viridiplantae, Streptophyta, Magnoliopsida, Rosales, Rosaceae.